This is a messenger RNA of Plasmodium vinckei vinckei, 3210 nucleotides long. RefSeq names its product DNA repair helicase, putative. Gene Ontology annotation, cellular component: nucleus. The record is from RefSeq and is a predicted model, not a curated record. Gene Ontology annotation, biological process: telomeric loop disassembly; regulation of double-strand break repair via homologous recombination; negative regulation of t-circle formation. The transcript has a single exon. NCBI's taxonomy places the organism in Eukaryota, Apicomplexa, Aconoidasida, Haemosporida, Plasmodiidae. Bases 1 to 3210 code for a protein of 1069 amino acids. Gene Ontology annotation, molecular function: DNA binding; hydrolase activity, acting on acid anhydrides, in phosphorus-containing anhydrides; ATP binding.
AUGGAGAAUAAAAUUAAUAAGAAGUACAAAAUAGUAAAGAAUGAUGAUAUAAAUCAUCGAUAUACUAUUAAUGAUGUAGAAGUUUGCUUUCCAUAUGAAUUAUAUGAUUGUCAAUAUAAUUAUAUGCUAAGUGUGUUAAAUGCAUUAAAAAAAAAAGAAAAUGCAAUAUUAGAAUCUCCUACUGGUACAGGUAAAACAUUAUGUUUACUUUGUGCGAGUAUAAGUUAUUUGGUGAAUGUUUUAGAAAAAAAAGGGCAUUUCAAUGAAAGCAUAAAUAUACGAGAAAAUAAAUCAAAUGUUUCUUUUGGGUUUAAAGAAAAUGAUAAUGGACCUAAAAAAAGUAUAAAAGCGGAUUAUCCCAAAAUAAUAUAUGCAUCUAGAACACACAGUCAAUUAAAACAAGUAAUCAAAGAGUUAAAAAAUGUAUAUUUCAUAAAAAAUAAUGAAAAAUACAAAUUAUUAACAACCAUAUUAGGUUCAAGAGAUCAAUUAUGUGUUCAUAAUAUUAGCUAUAAUUACAAAGGUACAAUGUUAAAUAAUAUGUGUAAGAGAGUUCGAAAAAGUGGAGAAUGUAUGUAUCAUAAUGGCUUAAAACAUUUAUAUAAAUAUAAGCAUUUAUUUACUACCCCUAUGGAUGUUGAAACAUUAAAUGACAUAGGGAAAGGAAAUAAUAGUGUUGGGCAAAAUAUUCAUUUUUGUCCAUUUUAUGCUACUAGAGAAAUUCAAAAUGAAUGUCAUGUUAUUCUGUUACCAUAUAAUUAUUUAUUUGAAGAAAGUACAAGAAGAAUAUUAAAAUUAGACUUAGAAAAUUGUAUCAUUAUAAUUGACGAAGGACAUAAUAUUGAAAAUGUUGCAGAAGAAGCUGUAUCAUUUAAAAUAAGAGAUUCAGAUUUAAAUUUAUUUUUAGAAAGUAUAAAGGCUACUCUUAGUAUAUUAGAGAAAGUAAAUGAUAUAGAUAAAGAAAUCCAAGAUAAAAUAAAUGUUGAUGAAUUAUUUAUGCUAAAUAGGAGUAUUAAUAGUUUAAUUACAUGGUUAGAAAAUGAGCGGUUAGAACGUAAUGAUAGAAAGAAAAUUAAAGAAAGACAUAAAACAUAUGAAGGAAAUAAAAUUUUUGAUAUAUUUGAAAAUAAUAAUAUAAAUAUUAGUAAAAGUAAUUUUGAAAAUUUUAAUAAUUUAUUAUCAAAUAUGAUAGAAUUAUUAAAUAAAUAUAUAAACGAUUUUAAAUUAUCUCAAAUAGAUGUAAAAAAUGUAAAUAAAUAUAUAGCUACUAUAGAUAAUGUGAAAAAGGCAUUUAGCAUAUUGUUUAGUGAUAUAGUUAAAAAUUGUAUAGAAUAUUUUCAAUUAUAUAUUAAUGAAGAAAAAGUAUUAUAUAACGAAUCUAAUGAUCCAAAUAAAGUUUAUGAUCAUAUGAAAAAAUUUACAAAAAUUAAAACAAAAAUUGCAUAUGAUAAUCAAAGUAAUUAUACUAUGAGCAAAACAAUAUCAUUAUUAUGUUUUUCAGCAACAGCUAGUUUAUGUGGUAUAAUAAAAGAAAAGGUAAAUUCUAUAAUUGUAACAUCAGGUACAUUAUCUCCUGUUGAACCAUUUUCAAAACAAUUAAGUGGAAGUUAUUUUUCAUUUCAUCAUAUAUUGGAAAAUGAUCAUGUUAUUAAAUCACAUCAAUUAUUUGUUGGCUGUAUGACUCAUUAUAAUAAUCAAUUAUUAUUGUCUACUUAUGAAAAUAGAUCUAAUGAAAAUUAUAUAAAAGCUUUAGGCAAUUGUAUAUUUGAUAUAAUUGCUUGUAUACCUUUUGGUGUCCUAAUAUUUUUUGCAUCUUACAGUUCUAUGACUGAAACUGUUGCAACUUGGAAAAAAUUAAAAAUUUUUGAUAAAAUAAAUUCAUAUAAAACAAUAUUUGUUGAACCCAAUAAAGCAGCUGAUUUAAAAGAUAUAUUAUUUCAAUAUGAAAAUAUAAUAAAAAAAAAAAGAAAAGGUGCUAUACUUAUGGGAGUAUGUAGAGGAAAAAUAUCAGAAGGAAUCGAUUUUAAAGAUGAUUGUUGUAGGGGUGUUAUAAUUUGUGGAUUACCUUAUGGUAAUGUCUAUGAUAGUAAAAUUAUAUUUAAAAGAGAAUUUUUAGACAAUUUUAAACCCGAAAUAAGUGAAUCAAAUACAUCUGGUGAAACAAAUAAUGAUAAUAAUACAUCUAAAGGAAAUAAAUGGUAUAAUGAAGAAGCUAUGAGAUCAAUUAAUCAGUCUAUUGGUAGAGUUAUUAGGCAUAAAGAUGACUAUGGAGCAAUAUUUUUUCUUGAUUCUCGAUUUUCGAAUAAUCAAAGAAUUAAAGAAAUUUCUAAAUGGGUUAGGGCCCAUUUUCGGGUAUAUCGAGAUAUUGAUCAAAUACAAAAUGAUAUUGAAAAAUUUUUUGAACUUUUUAAAGGUAUAAACAGUUUGAAAACGGAACAAGCAAGCAUUAAUGAUUCUCAAAGAUCUGUUGAAAAACAAAAUGGAGGUUAUGGAAUGAAUGACAGUUUUAACAGCAUGGGUGGAAGUGAAGAAAGUAGUAUUAUGAAGCAAAUUGGAAAAAAUUUUCAAGAUUGUUAUAUACAAAAUAAUAAACAAACCAAACACGGGAUUUCAGAAAAUAAAUUCGUUUUUAACCCCACAAAAAAAAUUAAAAAUCAACCUAAAAUACUUAGUAUGAUACAAAAUAUAACAAAAGGAAAACAAGCACAAAAUAAUAUAUAUGUAGACAGUACAAAUGAUGAAAAGCAAAUUUUUAAAAAAAAAGACAAUGAAGAAAGUAAUGCUAAGUUGGAUGAUGCAAAGUCAUUGAUAUCAGCUUUUAGAGGAAUAUUUUCGAAAGAAAUAUAUACUAAAUUUUUUGAAUCAAUAAAAGAAACAAAAAAAAAAAAUGAUGAUAAUAAAUAUGAAUUACUAAUAAGUACCAUUUUCGAUCUAAUUAUCGAAAAUUGUGAAGCAGAAAAAAAUGAAACUUCCAGCGAUGAUACAAUUAUAAAAAAUGCGCCAUUCAAUUUUCACCUUGUUAUGUCAGAAAAAAAAAUAAUAAAUAUCUGGGAACUUGUUAUUAAACUUAUUAAUAAUUUUUUCCCUCCAGAACAAACAGAAAAAUGUUUUUUCAUUAUUAGGAAGAAGUUUAGAGAAAAGACAAACCAUUUUCAGGAGUUGGAAAAAUAUGUAUAUAACUACAGGCUCAAAAGAAUUGAACGGAUAUAA